AAGGCGCAGGCGCGGGGAGGGGUUGGGGGAGGAGGGAAAGCGGCGAGUAAGAUGGAAGAUGAGGAGGUCGCUGAGAGCUGGGAGGAGGCGGCAGACAGCGGGGAAAUAGACAGACGGUUGGAAAAAAAACUGAAGAUCACACAAAAGGAGAGGAAAUCCAAAUCUCCUCCCAAAGUGCCCAUUGUGAUUCAAGACGAUAGCCUUCCCACGGGGCCCCCUCCACAGAUCCGCAUCCUCAAGAGGCCCACCAGCAACGGUGUGCUCAGCAGCCCCAACUCCACCAGCAGGCCAGCCCUUCCUGUCAAGUCCCUAGCGCAGCGGGAGGCAGAGUACGCAGAGGCCAGGAGACGGAUCUUGGGCAGUGCCAGCCCUGAGGAGGAACAGGAGAAACCCAUCCUUGACAGGCCAACCAGGAUCUCCCAACCCGAAGACAGCAGGCAGCCCAGUAAUGUGAUCAGACAGCCUUUGGGUCCUGAUGGGUCACAAGGCUUCAAACAGCGCAGAUAAAUGCAGGCAAGAAAGGAUGCCGCUGCCGCCACCAUCGCCUCCUGGAUUGUCUGCCAUGGGUCGCACUGCCGUGGCAGACAUCUGGACUUGAGCAGAGGGAACGACCUGACUUACUUGCACUGUGAUCCCCCUUGCUCCGCCCACUGUGACCUUGAACCCCAUGCACUGUGACCUCUGCCUCCCCCCCUUCCCACUGUGAUUGGCGUGUUGACAAGGGCUGUCCUAAGUCAAUAGAAAGGGAAAGGGUGGGGAUUAGGGGAGGAUUGGGGGAACCUACCAAGGACUCAGAGUAGAGGGUCAGACAGUGCCACUUGGCCACUUGGGGUAAAGCCAGUGCCAGCAAUAACAGUUUAUCAUGCUCAUUAAUUUGGGAUUUCAAAAGACAAAUGAAAACUCCCCCCACCCACCCCAAGUGCAUGUCGCCAUCACUUAAAAGGAAGUUCCAUUGAAAAUAUCCUUUCCUUUUUUUUCUUCCUAUUUUUGUUUGUUUA
Molecule: messenger RNA, 998 nt
Organism: Arvicola amphibius (Eurasian water vole)
Lineage: Eukaryota; Metazoa; Chordata; Mammalia; Rodentia; Cricetidae
Gene: Szrd1
Product: SUZ RNA binding domain containing 1
Exons: 4
Coding region: 52-507 (151 amino acids)
Source: RefSeq, a predicted model, not a curated record